CGCCACUUCUGAGCAUUGAUGAAGUGGCAAGCGAGAUGAGUUCCAGCAACAAAGACGGUUACAAGACGCCGCGGAAGGAGAACCUCAUGUCCAUUGAGAACCUGACCAAUUCAGAGGAGGAAUCCGGGGACUUGAACACGGCAAUGGUUGGCAAUGCAGUGGAAUCUCAGCCCAAGGUCACCAGUCGGCGUUCCACCCGACGUCCAAGUCCCACCAAGAAAUACCAGGCGUACCAGAAGGAAACCAAUGGAAAAGACCAGGAGGAGCGUAUUGUUGUGAAUUAUGUGGAAAUGUCCGAUGAACGGAGCAGCGAUGCGGAGGAUCAGGAACAAGAAGAAAGCAUCGAGGAGUCGGAGAAUGCUGCCCGUCCCACUGCCAAGGACCUGCAUCUCAUCCAAUCCGAGUACAAUGUGGCCGGCACCAGCAUGUUUGGCUUCAAUACGCCCAAGAAACGCGAUGCCAUGGCACUAGCCGCCCUAAAUGCCACGCCCUGCACGCCCAAGACCCCGAAAACGCCGCGUUUGGGUGUCAAGACGCCGGAUACGAAGCGCAAGAAGUCCACGGAUCAGCCAAAGACUCCCGCCCAUGUGCGCACCCGCGUCAAGAAUCAAAUCGCCAAAAUAGUAGCCGACUCAGAUGAGGAUUUUUCUGGAGAGGAAAGCGACUUCCGGCCCAGUGACGAGGAAUCCUCCUCCAGCAGCAGUAGCAGCGAUGCAGGCAACUCUUCCGACAACGACGCCGCCGAUGAUGAGCCCAAAACACCCAGUAGAGCCCGCCGUGUCAUUGUAGUUCCUGUUCUGCCGAAAACUCCAUCGGCAGCCCGACUGCGACAAUCGGCGAGGGCCAAAAAAUCGAAUGAGUUUGUGCCCGAGAGCGAUGGUUACUUUCACUCGCAUGCCAGCAGCAAGAUUCUCACUUCGGAUCACACCUUGGAUCGCCUAAAGAAUCCUCGUCUGGCCGCCGAUCGUGUUUUCAGUUUGCUGUCGGAAAUCAAGCUAUCGGCGGAGCAUGAGAGUUCAAUUAAUGCCAUAAUGGAGGAGUAUCGUUCGUACUUUCCCAAGUGGAUGUGCAUUCUGAAUGAGGGCUUCAAUAUACUCCUAUAUGGAUUGGGCUCUAAGCGCCAGCUCCUGCAGUCAUUCCAUCGGGAAGUUUUGCAAAAGCAAACGGUGCUGGUGGUGAAUGGCUUCUUUCCCAGUCUGACCAUCAAGGAUAUGCUGGAUAGCAUCACAAGCGACAUAUUGGAUGCGGGCAUUAGCCCGGCUAAUCCACACGAAGCAGUGGAUAUGAUCGAGGAGGAGUUCGCAUUGAUACCAGAAACUCAUUUGUUCUUAAUCGUCCAUAAUCUGGAUGGAGCCAUGCUUCGCAAUGUGAAGGCACAGGCGAUUCUUUCGCGCCUGGCGCGCGUACCGAACAUUCAUCUACUGGCCUCCAUUGAUCACAUAAAUACCCCACUGUUGUGGGACCAGGGAAAGCUGAGCAGCUUCAACUUCUCGUGGUGGGACUGCACAACAAUGCUGCCGUAUACGAACGAAACUGCGUUCGAGAACUCGCUGCUGGUGCAGAAUUCCGGCGAAUUGGCCCUCUCCUCGAUGCGCAGUGUCUUCUCAUCGCUAACGACCAAUUCGCGUGGCAUUUACAUGCUGAUUGUCAAGUAUCAAUUGAAGAACAAGGGCAACGCCACGUACCAGGGCAUGCCGUUCAGGGAUCUCUAUUCGAGUUGUCGCGAAGCCUUUUUGGUCAGCUCAGAUCUGGCACUGCGUGCCCAGCUCACCGAGUUCCUCGACCACAAGCUGGUCAAAUCGAAACGGAGCGUUGAUGGCUCCGAACAGCUAACCAUUCCCAUUGAUGGCGCACUGCUGCAGCAGUUCCUCGAGGAGCAGGAGAAGAAAUAGGCCAAUCGGCGUAAUUUUAGAACAUAUUAAUUUAUUAUCUAAUAUUGUUAAAUACAAUUACAAUUUCGCUUUUUAAAAA
Molecule: messenger RNA, 1971 nt
Organism: Drosophila sechellia
Lineage: Eukaryota; Metazoa; Arthropoda; Insecta; Diptera; Drosophilidae
Gene: Orc2
Product: origin recognition complex subunit 2
Exons: 4
Coding region: 36-1892 (618 amino acids)
Biological process (GO): DNA replication
Cellular component (GO): nuclear origin of replication recognition complex; nucleus
Molecular function (GO): DNA replication origin binding
Source: RefSeq, a predicted model, not a curated record